AUUAAGAAAGGGGCUUCGUCGUAGUAGGCUUCGGGAAAUUCUCGUGCUGGAGACGGGGUGCGCCGUCAAAGCGCUCUCUGCAUCGGGUUACGCCAUCAUUCAUCCAGGGUCAUUCGGUUCAGCGGGGUAACGGAGAUGAUGGCCACAUCACGGGCGCGCGUGCCUCCGUGCUCCUCAUGACCGACCGGCGGCGGCGGCAGCAGCAGCGUGCGGGUUUGGGUUUGUUUCACACCGGGCUGGCGUGGAUCCGAUCCCACCGUCUGGUGGAGCGUCUGCCAGGCUUAGUCACCACUGGAGUGUUUGAAGGGUGAAAGUGAAGGAGGAGGCUGAGACGUUACAUCACAACGUGACCGAGAAAGUGAGAGGAAGAGUGUGAGAGAACUGAGAGCGGAGCGAGGGAACAGGACCAAACCGCCAGCACUGGACUGACCCUUGAACUCUGACCUCGGAGCCAACAUGAACGACCAGAACGUAGUGAAAGAGGGAUGGGUGCAGAAGAGAGGUGAAUACAUUAAGAACUGGAGGCCACGGUACUUCCUGUUAAAGACAGAUGGGUCGUUUAUUGGAUAUAAAGAGAAGCCGCAAGAUGCAGAUCUGGCUUAUCCACUCAACAACUUCUCUGUGGCCAAGUGCCAGCUGAUGAAGACGGAGAGACCCAAGCCCAACACCUUCAUCAUCAGGUGUCUGCAGUGGACCACUGUGAUCGAGCGCACCUUUCACGUGGACACGCCUGACGAGAGGGAUGAGUGGGUCGAGGCCAUUCAGAUGGUGGCAGACAAGCUGGCCAAACAGGAAGAGGAAGGAAUCCUGUGUAGCCCCAUCUCUCAGAUCGAAAACGUCAACGAGGAAGAGAUGGACACAUCGACUAGUCAUCACAAACGAAAGACAAUGAAUGACUUUGACUAUCUGAAGCUGCUGGGGAAAGGCACAUUUGGGAAGGUGAUUCUGGUGCGAGAGAAAGCCAGCGGCACAUAUUAUGCAAUGAAGAUCCUGAAAAAGGAGGUUAUUGUUGCCAAGGAUGAAGUUGCUCACACGCUCACCGAGAGCAGAGUCCUGAAGAACACUAGGCAUCCCUUUCUAACUUCACUGAAGUACUCGUUUCAGACGAAGGAUCGUUUAUGUUUUGUUAUGGAGUAUGUGAAUGGAGGAGAGCUGUUCUUUCAUUUGUCGAGAGAGCGCGUAUUUUCGGAGGACAGAACCCGUUUCUACGGCGCUGAGAUCGUUUCUGCAUUGGAUUACUUGCACUCUGCGAAAAUAGUUUACCGUGACCUGAAGCUGGAAAACCUGAUGUUGGAUAAGGACGGUCACAUAAAGAUCACUGAUUUUGGCCUGUGUAAGGAGGGCAUCACAGACACGGCCACCAUGAAAACGUUCUGCGGGACCCCCGAGUAUCUGGCCCCUGAGGUGUUGGAGGACAAUGAUUACGGGAGAGCGGUGGACUGGUGGGGUCUGGGAGUCGUUAUGUAUGAGAUGAUGUGUGGACGCCUUCCUUUUUAUAAUCAGGACCAUGAGAAGCUGUUUGAACUGAUUCUGAUGGAGGAGAUCAAGUUUCCCAGAACCCUCUCUGCAGACGCCAAGUCUUUACUGUCUGGAUUACUCAUCAAAGACCCCAACAAGAGGCUCGGAGGAGGCCCGGACGAUGCAAAGGAGAUCAUGGGACACAGUUUCUUCGCUAUGCUGGACUGGCAGGACGUCUAUGACAAAAAGCUGGUCCCACCGUUCAUGCCGCAGGUCUCGUCUGAGACGGACACCAGGUAUUUCGACGAGGAGUUCACGGCGCAGACCAUCACCAUCACCCCUCCAGAGAAGUACGACGAGGACGGGAUGGACUCGGCCGAUAGCGAACGCAGACCACAUUUCCCACAAUUCUCGUAUUCGGCUAGCGGGCGGGAGUGAUGUCAUCGAAUAACGGCCUUUAAGGAGCCUCGUGUAGUCAUGCUAGAAAGAUCCCCCCCCCCUCCUCCGUUUAAUUACCGAUAGUCAUAGCAAGUCGUUUUUUGUUACUUUCUCUCCAUUUUUUUGUGGGACUUAAAAGGGGUUUUGCACAGUUGGGUGAGACUUGAGCUGGUCGACCCACAUUAAAAAGUCUCGUACACUUACAGCUUGUUGUUUACAGAUCAUGGACAGUGUUUUUCGGGAGGAGGGGGUAUGAUUGAACAGUAUUGGUCAAGACCUGGAGUGUUUUUUUUUUUUUGGUUUUUGUUGAGCACUCCUUUAACAGAGCCGUUGUGGGGAACAAACCAAAAAUGUUGCCUUAUGUGUGUGGAUCUCAUCAGACAGACCUGUUCCUGUGGGGCUCACGAAUUUCAUUUUGUUCUCGCAUUUUUAGCACACACACAUACCCUUUUUUUUUUUUGUGCUUUCGGUAACAGAUGAAAACGGAGAAAGGGGAAAAUGGACUCUAGUGUUAAUAAUAUCUGUGUUUCUCUUUUAGUUUUAUCCUCACGCUCUGAUAUGAAGGUUUCCGUUCAAAUACACAACCAUACAACAAACUGCCGUUACUGUAAAGGUCUCUCAGGCAAUUCAGAGCACAAGUGUGAAUCUCACGAAACACGCCAAGAACACGUCUGUGUCGUAUUUCACUGCAAAUCCAUAAAGAAAAUAAAUCAUAUUUUGCAUGAGGAACAUGGAGCAUAUUUUUAAUAUCAUUUAGAUGUUUUGUACUGCAACAGUUUCAUCACCAACAAAACUCUCAUCACUGCAAAUACAGAAAUAUGUAAUAAUAAUUCUUAUUAUAUAAAAUAUUAUAAAAAAAUAAAGAUAAGUAUUUUGGUAACACUUUACAAUAUGGUUUUAUUUGUUUAAAUCAAUGCACAACAGUAGUUAACAUGAACUAACAAAGAAUAACUGUUAAACAGUAUUUAUUAAUCCUAAUUUUAGCAUUAACCAGUGCAUUUUUAAUUAACAAAUUAUUUUUGUUCACAUUAGUUAAUGCACUGUGAACUAACAAUACAUUUUUAAUUAACUGACAAAAAAUGAUGAAAUGUUGUAAAAAUAUUUUGCACACCGUUAGUUGGUAAAUUAACUAAAGUUAACAAA
Messenger RNA from Carassius auratus (goldfish), 3039 nucleotides. Its product is annotated as RAC-gamma serine/threonine-protein kinase-like. Lineage: Eukaryota; Metazoa; Chordata; Actinopteri; Cypriniformes; Cyprinidae. Gene Ontology annotation, biological process: protein phosphorylation. Bases 457 to 1896 code for a protein of 479 amino acids. Gene Ontology annotation, molecular function: protein serine/threonine kinase activity; ATP binding. The record is from RefSeq and is a predicted model, not a curated record. The transcript is spliced from 15 exons.